GCCUACACGCUAUUUGACAGUGGAGCCAAAAUGGACGCUAUAUCGCCGGACUUUGUCUGCGCGGUCCAUAUCCCAAUUCUCCAAUUGGAGAACCCAGUCGUCCUUCAAAUGGGGAUGAAAGGAACAAGAUCACAGAUCCUGUUUGGAACAAAUGUGGAUGUUGAGAUCAAUGGCCACGUAGAAAAACACUACUUUGAUGUGAUUAACAUCGAUAGAUAUGAUGCCAUAUUCAGUCCCACUUCCCACAGUCACCCACUACCAUGCACUGGUCCACCAGCCCACUUUCCCCAACAACUCCCGCUACCGGUACGCUCCCAUGAGCGCCAAGUCACCAUUGGCCAACCCACAGGUUGUACUUCCAUACACUCAUCCUAUUCCGCUCUCUCUCUGAUGGCUAUGCAGCCACCUCCAUUAGUGAGCCGAACAGCUCAGGUUGGGUUCCCCGGAACCCAUUCCUGUAACAUGAACCAUCGAAUCCCAUUAAAGGAUCCGAACAAGAAAUUUCGGGAAAACACCCCGAGAUGUCCUGCAGCACUGCAGAAAGCACUAGCGACCAAAAUAGAUCGCUAUGUAAAAGCAGGAUGGUGGUAUCCCAUGAGCAGUGAGCAAGCAUGCCCACUACUGUGUAUCUGCAAA
Cantharellus anzutake is the source of this 636-nucleotide messenger RNA. RefSeq lists its product as uncharacterized. The transcript is spliced from 2 exons. The record is from RefSeq and is a predicted model, not a curated record. Lineage: Eukaryota; Fungi; Basidiomycota; Agaricomycetes; Cantharellales; Hydnaceae. The annotation marks the transcript as partial.